UCCACUGCACGGUGCAAGUCUGAUGUGUCUGGUUAUUAGACUGGGAGAAGACUGAGGAAGGGCCAGGCUGAGGCAUUGAACACUGCACAGGAGCUGAGAUUCCACAGGGACAGACCCCAAGUCAAUUCAGGAAACUCUGUUGCUGCACGGAAUCUGUGAGAGUCUGGGAAACUGCUCUUCGGAAUUUCAACCACCAUUCUAUACAUGCACAGACAGAUAGAAACCAGUAGCAGAGCCUAUCGUACGAUAUACUGGGACUGAAUUCUGCUGAACGGCGUUACUGUGCUCUGGAUGUAAACGGAUUCUAAUAUCUAAUUGUAGAAGAGGUAGGGGAUCAGAAUUAAAUAAUAUUAAUAGCAAAACUGUUUUGUGUUUAUUAGAAGGGCAAGUGGUUAAGUAAACCAUCUGUUGCUGUUGGCCCUUUUCAGUACCUUCAAGACAUAAGCAACCAGAAGUAAACUGUUUAAUAGUGAUUUUAAAUAUACAACAUACAGUAUUAGGGCAGAAUAAUUCCUUUCUAUUCAUUCUGUUCUGCUCGAUUCUAUUCUAUUGAUCACAAUAUAUAAAUUGAGUUAUAGAUAUUAUACACUAAACUAUAAGAAGAUUAUAUCUUUCUGUUUUCUUUUCUUAUAUAUGUAUUAAGCAAUAUCCAAAGAAGCGUUUACUGCUUGAAAUAUAUCCAGAAUUUGUUACAAGCUGUAAAACUAGUAACAGAGGAACUAAUGUGUUGAAUUGCCUGUCAGAAUUAAUAAAGAACUAUCCAGACCACUCCACAUUUAAAGAUCUCAGCGGAAAAGCCCUGCUGUUCCUGUCGCUGAAGCCUAUCAGUGUCAGGCAUGGAUUCUCAAGGACCCUAUCUGAACCUAAAUGCCGUGGCCUCUCCGGUGGGCGUGGCCCGGGUGUGGCAGAUCAUUUUCAGCUGCGUCACUGUGAGCCUGGUGGCGCACCAGGCGGGCUUCAGCGCGGCCUACGGGACCUUCUGCAUGUUCGUGUGGUGCCUCUGCCUCACCACGACGGCCUGCGUGGUUGCGCUGGAGUUCACGCGGCUGCACACCUGCCUCCGGCUCUCGUGGGACAAUUUCACCAUCACCUUCGCCAUGCUGGCCACGCUCAUGUGCGUCACGGCCUCCGUGGUCUACCCCAUGUACUUCCUGCAGGCACAGUGCCCUCACGAGGGCUGUGAGGUCCGCAACUACCGCAUUGCCGUCACCGUCUUCUCCUGUCUGGCCUCCGUGGCUUACCUGGCUGAAGUCAUAGCCGCCAGGGCCAAGCCUGGCCACGUGUCGGGCUACAUGGCCACAGCGUCGGGCCUCCUCAAGAUCGUCCAGGCCUUCGUGGCCUGCAUCAUCUUCGGGGCGCUCGUCAACGAGAGCCAGUACAGCCGCCACGUGGCCACCCAGUACUGCGUGGCGGUCUACAGCUUCUGCUUCGCCGUCACGGUGAUCGUGGUCCUGCUGACGGUCUCAGGGAAGACGCCCCUGCUGAAGUGCCCCUUCGACCGCUUCGUGGUGGUCUACACCUUCGUGGCCGUGCUGAUGUACGUGAGCGCGGCCGUGAUCUGGCCUGUGUUCUGCUUCGACAAGAAGUACGGCAGCCCCCGGCGCCCCUACAAUUGCACCCGGGGCAAGUGUCCCUGGGAGAGCCAGCUAGUGGUGACCAUCUUCACCUACAUCAACCUGAUCCUCUACAUCGCUGACCUGGCCUACUCACAGAGGAUUCGCUUCAUCACCCAGCAUUAAGACAGCUGCUCACCUGGGACACCUCCAGCAGUCUGGAAACACAACUUUGCCUUGAUGCAAAUAGAACUAGAGACUCAUAUCUGUGCCUGUGUUUGCUAAAUAUGUCAACUAUGUUGCAGUUUGAUAACUUCCCAGUAAUAACCCAGUAUUAUGUAGAUGUUUGCUUGUUGUUUUAUGCAGUGAUUGUAUUUUAUUUCUACUAUUUCCCAAGGACACUUCAGUAGCUGUGAGCUUUGUGCUUUUCAAUUUAGAUAUUUUAUUAACAUUUGUUAUCAGAGAGCAGAUCUUGCUCACUGUUCUUUUACCAGGGAAAAUAACAUAUUCACAUGGAAAGGAGCUUCGAAACGAUUGUGCUGAUUUGAUGAAUGGGUUAGCAUUACAUUCACUUGUAGAAAUGUGACAUUUAUCAGUUUGGGUGUGUGUGAGCAUGUUCUUCAGAAGUGGCCUUGCUGUGUGUAUGGUAUGCGUUUAAAGACAACACCUUCAACAGUACAGUCCCCUCACAAGCUAAGCUGGGGUGGCAGAAACUGGAGUUUACUACCUGGCCUAAGCGGGAUUUUAACUGGAAAAUUCUGAGCUGCCCACAGCAGGCAUAAAACACUGCAAGCUGUACAGGCUGAUUAAAAUAGAUUGGCUAUGUGUGUGUGAUAAUGCUGGGACAAAUAUUAAAAAAUUCAAACAAAAACUUGAUCAUUUUGGUCAUGUAACAAAAGGAAACCAAUGCACAGCUGCAGUCUGGUGUGGAUAACAAACACUUUACUGUAUAGAAGAGUGCUGCUUCUCUCCUUUCAUUAACAGAUCAUUGGCUAGGGUUUAUUUUGCCCCUGAGAGAUUUUUAUUACUGUAACAUCAAUGGUGAAAAACACAUUUUAAUAUAACAAAGCUAGAAUCAAACAAAUGUCUGGGAAAAUGUUCUAAUGAAGGUUCUAGUAUUGUUGAUUCUGCUGAUCAGUAUAUUAGCUUCUUACCUGUCUUACUUCAACCAUAUCGAUACAACUUGAUCCUGAUGUAGCUGUUGGCAGAAAAAUCUGUUUGUCUGUUUGUAUAUGUAUGUAUGUUUAUAUGCUAUUCUUUGUGAAAAAUUACAUCAGAGUCUUGGUCCUAUUUUACA
Polyodon spathula (Mississippi paddlefish) is the source of this 2850-nucleotide messenger RNA. RefSeq names its product myeloid-associated differentiation marker-like protein 2. Gene Ontology annotation, cellular component: membrane. The record is from RefSeq and is a predicted model, not a curated record. NCBI's taxonomy places the organism in Eukaryota, Metazoa, Chordata, Actinopteri, Acipenseriformes, Polyodontidae. Bases 837 to 1739 code for a protein of 300 amino acids. The transcript has a single exon.